Episyrphus balteatus (marmalade hoverfly) is the source of this 1883-nucleotide messenger RNA. RefSeq names its product 5'-3' exonuclease PLD3-like. NCBI's taxonomy places the organism in Eukaryota, Metazoa, Arthropoda, Insecta, Diptera, Syrphidae. The coding region runs from base 184 to 1692 and encodes 502 amino acids. The record is from RefSeq and is a predicted model, not a curated record. The transcript has 7 exons. Gene Ontology annotation, molecular function: catalytic activity.
CAUUUUAUUCAAUGUUCGCACUUGAGAGAAACCUGAAGCUAAUUUUCGAUAGGUAGUGAAUUUUAUUUCUUUUGUUUAUUGUGCAAAAUGAACAUUUCUAAAGUAUUUCAAUAAAUUAUAGAAUAUUUUGCCGGUCACAUACAUAGGAUAAGAUAAAAUAAGUGCGAGAAUAACUAAUCAAUAAUGAAGUUCAAGUUUACUUCAGAGAGUUUCAAACAAAAAAAACAUGAUCUGAACAGAAAACAUGAUUUCGAAGACGAUGACGAAUACGUAUGGGAUCAAAUGAAAACAUUGCGAGCUGACGCUGACCAAGAACCCUGUAAAAAAUGCGGCUGGUGUAAUCCUUCUUGUAUUCCUAUCGCAAUAGUAUUUAUUUUAAUUGGAUUGAUUGUGUUGCUGCCAUUAUUAGAACCUAGUACAGAUAAUCUACUUCAUGUUAAACUUAAUGGAACUAAUUAUGUAUGCACUGACAAAUGCAAGAUUCAACUGGUUGAAAGUAUUCCAGAAGGUUUAAACUUCUCUGAAAAUAGUCCAAAAUUCCUAUCCACCUAUGAUGCCUGGUCUAUUUUAUUAAAUUCAACAAAAGAUUCACUUGAUAUUGGUUCUUUUUAUUGGACACUUCGUGGUGCAGACUUUUACAAUCACUCUUCAGCAUGGCAGGGAGAAGAUAUUUUCAAACAAAUAAUGACAAAUGGAAGAAAGAAAAAAUACCAUAUUCGUAUUGCUCAGAGCACACCUACGCCAAACGAACCAAAUUUAGACACAGAAAUAUUUAUAAAGAAGAAAGUUGCAGAAGUUCGAUCGGUUAAUUUUCCCCGCUUGGUGGGUGGCGGUGUAUUGCAUACAAAACUAUGGAUCUCCGAUGGACAGAAUUUUUAUUUAGGAAGCGCCAACAUGGAUUGGAGAUCACUUACACAAGUUAAAGAACUUGGUGUACUAGUCACUAAUUGCACGUGCCUAGCUAAAGAUGUAUCGAAAAUCUUUGAAGCUUAUUGGUAUUUAGGUGUUGAUGAUUCACAUAUUCCAUCUCGUUGGCCAGAAUCUUAUUCAACCAAGUUUAAUAUAAAGUCGCCAGUAAGUGUUAAUUUUAACGACGGCCUAAAUUUUAACACUUUCUUUUCAAACUCACCACCUCCGUUAAGUUCAACUGGACGUACAAAUGAUUUAGACGCAAUCGUCAAUGUUAUUCUGAGUGCAGACAAAUUUGUUCACAUAGCUGUUAUGGACUACUAUCCCCUUCUUAUUUAUUCACCAAAAAUUAGGUAUUGGCCUUAUAUCGACGAUGCACUCAGAAAAGCUGCGAUUGAAAACAAGGUUUCAGUAAAAAUGUUAAUAUCUCUAUGGGGCAGUUCUAGGCCAUCAGAAGAUUAUUUCCUUAAAUCAUUGGCAAGCUUAACAUCAUCGUUUAAAGGAGUUGACAUUGAAAUUCGUCGUUUUAUCGUACCAGCAACUCCUGAUCAAGCAAAAAUUCCUUUUGGAAGAGUUAAUCAUAAUAAGUAUAUGGUAACUGACAAUACCGCCUACAUAGGAACUUCAAAUUGGUCUGGAGAUUAUUUUACUGACACAGCAGGAAUUGGUUUGAUUAUAAAGGAUUCAAAUACAGGUAGUAAUGAAAACGAUACAACUAUUGUCACUCAACUGACGAGUGUCUUCGAAAGGGACUGGAAUAGCCCGUAUGCUGUUGAACUAUGAUAAGGUUUUGUUUAAUUGGAUUUUAACUGAAUCAAGUUGACUAGAUUAGAUUUAAUUUUUUAAUUUCAUUUUUUUAAUAGUCUGAUUGUAAUGUAAGACAAACAACAGCCAAAUUUGUAAAGAGGUUGUAACUUUUUUUUCAAUAUUUCAGAUUCUUUGUUUUAAAAGUUUCCCUUUAUAAAUAUUUUUUU